Messenger RNA from Zingiber officinale, 943 nucleotides. RefSeq lists its product as uncharacterized. The coding region runs from base 226 to 684 and encodes 152 amino acids. The record is from RefSeq and is a predicted model, not a curated record. The transcript is spliced from 2 exons. Lineage: Eukaryota; Viridiplantae; Streptophyta; Magnoliopsida; Zingiberales; Zingiberaceae.
GCACCGCCGGCGGCGGCGGCGGAAAGCCUUGAGAGGGAUUCGUGUUAUAUAUUUAUAACGGGCGUGUUAUUCUUCUGGCUACGAACCGCCAUAUUGGGUGUAACAGCGCUUCGCCUGUGCUAUAUAAUUCCCUCGAUCGCGCUGCUCAAUCUGCAAAUAGCGAAAACUAGGGUUUUGAUAUGGCGGCCGCGAUGCAGCUUGUUGCUCUGCCUGCUCUUCAUCCUCAUGACUCGUCUAUUAUUUGAUCGAGCUCAUCGCCCAUGUCGACGUCGCCUUCGAUACAAUCUAUGCGAAGCCGACGCAGCUGACAGAACUACAAGACAAAACUACAUUUCUUCCCCGGAAGAACCAAUGAUUGGCGCCUGCUUCCUCUCUGUAAAAUCACACUUCCAUGGCCCAAUUCAAUCAUCAUGCAUUCCGAUAUCUUCAAUCCAUGGCCGAUGUGAAGCUGCUCGGGAAAUUGUCAUGCCCCUACGAGCCUGCGAGGGUGGCCCUACAACUGAAGAAAGUCGAGUACGAGUACUUGGAAGAAGAGAUCGGAAAUUGCCAUGCCCCUACGAGCCUGCGAGGGUGGCCCUACAACUGAAGAAAGUCGAGUACGAGUACUUGGAAGAAGAGAUCGGUGGCAAGAGUAAGCUCUUCAUCCUUGCAUCUAACCCGUCCUCAAAAAGAUCCCCGUCCUAAUCCACCGCAUCCAUGGUGGCCGCCUCCUUUGCGAAUCCGUCAUCGUCCAGAACAUCGACGAGGCCUGGCCGGCGGUGCCUGGCCUCAUUCCCGCGAGGUCCCACGACCGCUCCCUCCACCGUGGGCAGAGAGGCUCUGCAGGCACGAGGCGGUGCAGGGGAUGAUGCGGAGACGGAGAGGCUGAUGGAGAUCUUCCAGUAGGCCCAAACAGUUAAUGAAACCGUCUGGAAGAUGAAUUUGAAUAAUUAGUUAUAGCCCA